GAGUCAAAGUCAUUUGCCAUGAACAUUUUCAGAGGCAUUGUAAAAACAGAUCAAGUUUUUCCUUUCCCAGAGGUGUUGGAUAAUGAACAAAGUGAUACCUUAAAGAUGCUUGUGGAUCCAUGUGCCAAGUCCUUUGAGGAGGUGAAUGAUCCUUUGAAAAAUGAUAGCCUUGAGAAAGUGGAAGAGCCUGUUAUGGAGGGAUUAAAGGAGAUGGGUGCCUUUGGUCUGCAAGUGCCUGUAGACAUUGGCGGUCUCGGCCUGACCAAUACCCAGUACGCUCGAUUGGUGGAAAUUGUUGGGUCACAUGAUCUUGGUGUUGGAAUCACAUUGGGUGCUCAUCAGUCUAUAGGCUUCAAAGGAAUCAUUUUGUUUGGAACACAAGAACAAAAAGACAAGUAUCUCCCUCACCUCGCACGUGGUAAAAACAUGGCUGCUUUUUGUUUGACUGAACCAAGCAGUGGCUCAGAUGCCGGGUUAAGCUCUUCAUCAAACUCUUCUAUUAAAAGCAAAGCAGUUCUUUCCCCGGAUGGCAAGCACUACAUCCUGAAUGGUAGUAAAAUCUGGAUUAGUAAAGGAGGCCUUGCAGAAAUCUUUACUGUAUUUGCUAAAACACCUGUUAAGGAUGAGAAAACUGGAGCAACAAAGGAGAAAGGAAAUGGACCUCCCGAGAAAAAGAUGGGAAUCAAAGCCUCCAACACAGCAGAGGUGUACUUUGAGGAUUGCAAAGUUCCUGUAGAAAAUCUUCUUGGAGGGGUUGGAGAUGGAUUCAAGGUUGCCAUGAAUAUUCUGAACAAUGGAAGAUUUGGUAUGGCAGCUGCUCUGUCAGGAACCAUGUCAUCCUGCAUCAAGAAAGCUUAAGUUGAACAUGCGUCUCAGAGGAAGCAGUUUGGGGAUCUGAUCAGUAACUAUGGCACGAUACAGGAGAAGAUUGGCCGUAUGGUGAUAAUGCAGUAUGUCACAGAGUCCAUGGCUUACAUGCUGUCUGCCAACAUGGACCAAGGGUCAACAGAAUUCCAGAUAGAGGCCGCCAUCAGCAUGAUUUAUGCUUCAGAAGCUGCAUGGUUUUGUGCUGAUGAGGCAAUCCAGAUUUUAGGAGGAAUGGGAUAUAUAAAGGACUGUGGCUUGGAGAGAGUGAUAAGAGAUUUAAGAAAUUUCAGAAUUUUUGAAGGAACAAAUGACAUUCUCAGACUUUUUAUUGCUCUUACUGGAAGUCAGUAUGCUGGAAACUACCUCAAAGAACUUAAGAAAGCCAUGUCCAAUCCCUUGGGUAACAUUGGAAUGUUCUUGGAGUAUGGAAGCAAAAAAGUACUAAAGUCAAAGGCUGAUGAUAAU
Molecule: messenger RNA, 1332 nt
Organism: Saccostrea cuccullata (small rock oyster)
Lineage: Eukaryota; Metazoa; Mollusca; Bivalvia; Ostreida; Ostreidae
Product: very long-chain specific acyl-CoA dehydrogenase, mitochondrial-like
Exons: 15
Molecular function (GO): flavin adenine dinucleotide binding; fatty-acyl-CoA binding; very-long-chain fatty acyl-CoA dehydrogenase activity
Source: RefSeq, a predicted model, not a curated record